Messenger RNA from Cutaneotrichosporon cavernicola, 1476 nucleotides. RefSeq lists its product as uncharacterized. Bases 1 to 1476 code for a protein of 491 amino acids. The transcript has 2 exons. The record is from RefSeq and is a predicted model, not a curated record. NCBI's taxonomy places the organism in Eukaryota, Fungi, Basidiomycota, Tremellomycetes, Trichosporonales, Trichosporonaceae.
AUGCCACUGGCGCUUGGUACGCGUGUCCUCCGACCUCCCCACCCACCCAGGCCCAUACCCGUGCGCCCACGCACUUAUACAAGCUCGUACAACCUGUUUGGUCCUUUUGAGGGUCAAAGAGAGGCACCGCCAGCCCUGCGCCUCGACCUCAACAUCAAAGCCACAGGUGACAUGGGUGGCGGAAGCCUGGCGAUCGUGCGCCCUGGAGUAAUAGAUGGAGAUCCAGAGUGCAACGUGUUGUGCAUUUGCGAGUCGCCUGAUGCGCUUCACGCAUCGGACCAUGAUACUUUUCUCCCAUCCACAUCAACAACAACAAGACCACGACGCGCAUCAUUCACCUUUGGCGACAAGUAUUCGCCAGAGAUUAUUGCACGCGCUGCUGCCGCAUGCCACGCCGACGCCCCAGCUGUAGCAUUCCAGACGCGGACCCAAUCCGAGUCAACCAUCUCGCCAAGACUCAAGUCCAUCCUCAAGAAGGAAAGAAUGAACAGUGAUGCCUCUCUCCCGUUCGGUCCUCGCAAGCGCGUGACCUGGAGCGACGAGGGCUCGGGCUCGUCCAGCACCCUCCAGACGCUCACCGAGACGCCGACUCAGCUGGCCAUCGAACUCACCGAGGCUCUCGAAGGGCAGAAGAAGAGGACGAUCCUCCGCAUGCCCCGUAUUAGGGUCAUGCAGUCGCUUCGCCGACACUCGACCGAUGCCGCAACUGUCCUCCGGAGAGUAGCGGGUUCCGUCGCAAGUGCUGGCAACGCGAUCCCUGGCGUCGCAUACUUCCGCCAACCGUGGGACUACCACUACCCAUCGAGUGAAGACGAGGAGUAUCCAGUGCGUCCCUCUUCGCCGGACAUCGACUGGAUCGCCGCUGGACAAGCAUACACCGAGGAAGAUCUCCAGCGCGAAUAUCCCCCAUUGGCAAUCCCCGACGAGACUGUCCACGAACAGCGCGGGCGUGGACGUGCUUCCUUGAUCCAGCCGGCACUCUCUCGAGUCCAGUCUGCCCCUGCGGGCGGCACCAGACCCAGUCGUGCACCCAGUGACGCGAGUGACACGACCGAUGACUCGGAACCACACUUUGACCCGCGGAGGUUCCAGCUUCCCCCAGGCAUCCUCGAGGGCCGGUACCGCCGGCCAGUGUUCGAGUCCCACCCCGAGCCCACGGAACCGUCCCCUAUUGAACGGCCCACGGCCUCGCGCAACGCGUCCACGACCUCAAACGACACAUUACCCUCGCUCGACUCAAGCUUCUCCUCACUUGCAAGCGAGGGUCCAGAGGGUCCGCCCACACCAUCCGGCUCGAUUCUCCUCUCAGACGACAUGCCUGAAGGAGCAGUCGUCAUCGGCUCCCGACCAAAGUGGUCGCGCCACAGCGCAUACACUGGUUCUGGUGCGUUUACUUUGGCGUGGGGGCUUACACAAUGCCUUGUAACCCACUGGGUCCUCCUCAUAUUAUUAGCGAACGCCAGUCCUGUCUUAUAA